Amphimedon queenslandica is the source of this 1403-nucleotide messenger RNA. RefSeq lists its product as uncharacterized. Bases 83 to 1270 code for a protein of 395 amino acids. The record is from RefSeq and is a predicted model, not a curated record. NCBI's taxonomy places the organism in Eukaryota, Metazoa, Porifera, Demospongiae, Haplosclerida, Niphatidae. The transcript is spliced from 4 exons.
GUAAUUUAUAUCAAAAUGGCCGACGCCAGACAAUUCAAUUAGCAACAACCAAAAACAUUCAACAAGACGGAUAUUAAGAGAAAUGGCUCGUUGUUUUCCGAGUAGAUGUCAGCCCAAGAAGUAUAUAAGUGUCAGGGUGGAGCUGUCAUUCUGUGAAGGGAUGGUUGUAUCUUAUGUUGAUGAAACUGGCCAAGAAUUUAGAGGAGCUCUCAUGUCACAUGAAACAAGAGCUCCGGCAUUAACUGGUGAAGUUAGCAAUGAUAAUAGAUCUGUCAUAGACCAUGAUCACAAUUAUUCUAAGAGAUCCAGUUUAAAAUGUGACGAUCCCCUUGCCACUCGUAGGAAGAAAACCAUAACACCCAUCCCCAGUUCUGAACCUAAUUACUACAUGAAUAGCGGUAUCAAAUCACGUGAAAUCAAAUCCAUUCCACCUCACCCAAUGGAAAAUGCCAGUCACUGCUUUGUGGCAGUUUGUAAGGCACCGGAUCAAGUAUUACCGUAUGUACCAAGUCACACUAGAAGGGCUAAACUAAAUGCAUUGAGAGUUAUCGAAACGAACCACAGAAAGGGACAUACUAAGAAGGAGGUCAUGCUGAAUUGUAAACGUCGACCUAAGAAACCUUGCAAUCCAAAAAUUCAGGCUGUAAAAAUGAAGCCUUUUUCAAUCAACAUUCCUAAAAUAUCCAUUGGGACGGAAAGGGAUUUUACUCAAGACAUACCUACCAAUGUUAGUUUAAAUUCUGAUUCAGAGGUAGAGACCAUUAACUCAAUGAUACAGGACCCUGCACAACAAACUGAAAAGGAAUUAAUGGAUUCCAACACUUCAACAGCAUUUGUAAUAACGAGAAUAGAGCCACGAGCUCUAUUUACUGACAAACUAGAAGAAUCCCAAGAAAAAGAUAUGCCUUCAUGUUCUUCUGAAAUGUUGGAGCAGGAGAAGGAUAGUGCUGCACAAACUGAAGAAAUGGAGCUUGUUAGCUCUAGAUCUUGUAUAGAGACUCCAAUGAUAUUAGCAGAAGAGAACAAAGAGCCAGUAACAGAAAAUCUACCUUCAAUGAUUGACACUGAAAGGACUAAUGAACAAAAUUUGAAUGAUUCAACAUCAUCAAAUAUACUUGAAACUUCUGCAGGAGCAGAAACAAGUACAAUUGAUGAUGCUAGACCACCUGAAGGAGCAUCUCAACAAGAGAUGGGUAUUCUAACUCAUCUUAUUACUGAUAUAAGAAAUGAAGCAUCUUCUAAUCCCAUUUGUAAUGAGACUGUGAACUAAAAGAUCACUUUCAUUUCUGAAAUAGCUCAGUUCAAUGUGCUAUUAUAAUUUUUUUCAAAGUAUCUUAUUUACAUUUUGUGUUAUUUUUUGUAAAUAAUUAUAAUUUAGUCAUAAUGGAAGUGAAAACUGAGAA